AUGGUGAAGGCUGUUGCUGUGCUUGGUAGCAGUGAGGGUGUCAAGGGCACCAUCUUCUUCACCCAAGAGGGAGAUGGCCCUACCACUGUCACCGGGAGUGUCUCUGGCCUCAAACCUGGCCUCCAUGGGUUCCAUGUGCAUGCACUUGGUGACACCACCAAUGGCUGCAUUUCAACUGGACCACACUACAAUCCUGCGAGCAAGGAGCAUGGAGCACCAGAAGAUGAGAACCGCCAUGCCGGUGAUCUUGGAAAUGUGACAGCUGUAGCAGAUGGUGUUGCUAACAUCAGUGUUACCGACAGCCAGAUCCCACUGACUGGGCCCAACUCAAUCAUUGGCAGAGCUGUUGUUGUUCACGCUGAUCCUGAUGAUCUUGGAAAGGGUGGGCACGAGCUCAGCAAGAGCACUGGAAACGCUGGUGGCCGUGUUGCUUGUGGGAUCAUUGGACUCCAGGGCUGA
Miscanthus lutarioriparius is the source of this 459-nucleotide messenger RNA. Lineage: Eukaryota; Viridiplantae; Streptophyta; Magnoliopsida; Poales; Poaceae. The record is from the annotation of a GenBank genome assembly.